This is a messenger RNA of Fusarium venenatum, 1347 nucleotides long. Its product is annotated as major facilitator superfamily domain-containing protein. Gene Ontology annotation, molecular function: transmembrane transporter activity. Gene Ontology annotation, cellular component: membrane. NCBI's taxonomy places the organism in Eukaryota, Fungi, Ascomycota, Sordariomycetes, Hypocreales, Nectriaceae. Gene Ontology annotation, biological process: transmembrane transport. The record is from RefSeq and is a predicted model, not a curated record.
AUGUCGACUAUGGCCCAAUCUAAUAAUUAUCUCUCAAACGAAAAAGACCAGAAAAGCCAAGAUGAAAACAACAAGACCCCCAAUGAGAGUCACUACGUUGAAGCACAAGCAGAAUAUCCUACCAUUGAGAUAGAAUAUCCUGAGGGUGGCCGAGAAGCAUGGCUUGUCGUUCUUGGCGGCUGGUUUGGUCUCUUCUGCACAUUCGGACUUAUCACCUGCGUCGGCGUCUUUCUCGAGUAUUACCAAAAUAUGCCUUUGUCAGAGUAUAGUCCGAGCACCAUCAGUUGGAUCACGAGUUUGCAAGUGUUCUUCCAGGUUGGCGGCUCAGCAAUCUGGGGACGUGUCUAUGAUUCAUAUGGACCUCGAUGGCUUCUUUUCAUUGGAGCUCCUGUCUACUGCUUUGGUCUGAUGAUGUUGUCCUUAUCAACACAAUACUACCAGAUCCUUCUGUCUCAAGCCAUUGUUAGCUCUCUAGGCUCUGGUGCUGUCUUUACAGCGUCCCUCACCUCGACAGCAUCAUGGUUCAAGAAAAGGCGGGGAACGAUCUUUGGUAUUGUCAACUCAGGAUCAUCAGCUGGCGGUAUUGUCUUACCCAUCAUGUUGUCACGUCUUUUCAAGAUCAUCGGUUUUGGAUGGACGAUGAGGGUGGUAGGCUUCAUAUUCUUGGCUUUCAUGACGAUUUCGUGUCUUCUGAUAAAGGCAAAUGGUACUCCGAAGCCUCGUCCCUUUGCAUUUUCGGACUACCAGCGCUGUUUUAAAGAGCCUGUUAUGCUUUUAACAAUGACUGGCGGCUUCUUGUUCUUUUGGGGCAUGUUCCUCCCGUUGAACUACAUCAUCAUCCAGGCAAAGUCGAGUGGUAUUUCACCAGGCCUUGUCCCAUAUCUCUUGCCUCUGAUCAAUGGUAUCAGUCUGGUUGGCCGUUUGACUGCAGGUGCACUUGCGGAUACCAUUGGCCAGUUCAACUGUAUGUUGUUAAUCACCUCUUUCACUGGAGUCUUGACGCUGGUGCUAUGGAUACCAGGGAGUCAAACUACCGGAUCCAUCAUAGCGUAUGCGAUUGCUUUCGGUUAUGGAUCAGGUGGCUACGUCUCCGUCUUUCCGGGAUGCGUCUCCCAGAUUAGCCCAAUUGAAGAAAUUGGCACAAGGAUUGGGCUUGCUUCGCUAGUCAAUUCUUUUGGAGCUUUAACGGGUAGCCCACUGGGUGGUGCAUUGAUUUUGGACAAAAGUGGAAAUGGAAAUAGCUUUAUUGGGUUGCAAUUGUUUUGCGGUUGCACUAUGAUAGCUUCAGUAUUUGCUUAUGGAGCUGCUCGUUGGUCCUUGGUUGGUUUCAGGGUAACGAAGGUGUAG